UCGGGUCGUGUCGGGUCAUGGCGCUGCUGCUGGAGCACGAGUUCAAGCCGCUGCCCGCCGACAAGCAGAUCGAGACGCUGCCCUUCCUGGAGGCCGUGGCGCACCUGCCGCCGUUCUUCGAUUGCCUAGGGACUCCCAUUGUCUACUCACCAGUCAAAGCUGACCUGAGUGGAAAUAUCAAGAAAAUCCGGGCAGUUUAUGACUCCAACCCUACCAAGUUCAAAACCCUGCAGAACAUCUUGGAGGUGGAGAAGGAGAUUCAUGGUUCAGCAUGGCCCAAGAUUGGCGCGACGCUGGCAUUGAUGUGGUUGAAAAGGGGCUUGAAGUUCAUGCUGGUGUUGCUGCAGAGCAUCUCCGACGGCGAGCGGGAUGAGGAGCAUCCCAACCUCAUCCGGGUGAACGCCCUGAAGGCUUAUGAGAUUGCACUGAAGAAGUACCAUGGCUGGAUGCUGCAGAAGCUCUUCACGGGCUCGGUCUAUGCUCUCCCAUACAAAUCUGAUUUGCUGAAGGCCUUGGAGAAGGGCAAAGAGGUCAAGGAGGAGGAGAGCAUUGAGAAGAUCCACCUGUUCCUCUCGAGGGUCACCCCCAUCCUGGACGCCAUUUAUGAGAUGUACACGAAGAUGAACGCAGAGCUGAGCUACAAAGCCUAGGCCCACCGUAAUCCCCACUUUUGUUAAUACUACAGCAAUAAACUGAUGGU
Messenger RNA from Dryobates pubescens (Downy woodpecker), 700 nucleotides. RefSeq names its product glycolipid transfer protein (gene GLTP). The record is from RefSeq and is a predicted model, not a curated record. Gene Ontology annotation, cellular component: cytosol; cytoplasm; membrane. Bases 18 to 650 code for a protein of 210 amino acids. Lineage: Eukaryota; Metazoa; Chordata; Aves; Piciformes; Picidae. The transcript has 5 exons. Gene Ontology annotation, biological process: ceramide transport; intermembrane lipid transfer. Gene Ontology annotation, molecular function: ceramide 1-phosphate binding; ceramide 1-phosphate transfer activity.